UUCACUACAGGAAAUUGCUCAAAGACGUCAGCAAAAAAGGCGAAACUAAUGUUGUUCUUGACGUUCCAGCCUCCAGAAUAGCAGAAAUAUUGACCUUAGCUCAUGCUUUUGGAAUGAUGACAGAGUAUCAUAAUUAUUUUAUUACAUCUUUGGACUUGCACACGAUAGAUUUACAAGAUUUUCAGCACGGCCGAGCGAACAUCACUGGUUUUAGACUAGUUCAGCCUUCAAAAACGUCUGGAGUGUACGUGCCCCGAGAGUGGCUGUUGGGCGAUAUAUAUUAUGGUCGACUCAGCAAAAAGAUGCCUCCUGUGAAGACUCACGUGGCCUUGUUAUACGACUCAAUAAACGUUCUCACUGAGGCAUUGCAGAAGUUAAAUGAAUCAAUCAGAUUCAACAGCCGAUCAUGUUCCAAGCUACAGCCAUGGCCUCAGGGCCGAUAUCUGCUGAACUACCUCAAAACGACAACGUACGACGGAAUGACAGGUUACAUAAAAUUUGACAGGGGAGGAUUGAGGACAAAUUUUGUUUUGGAUGUUUUGGAGCUUAAACGGAAUGGAUUGUCAAAGGUAGGAAUUUGGGAUUCUUCAAAAGGAUUACAUUUCACAUGGAACUAUACGAUAGCUUACGCAGAAGUGAUUCAAUCCUUAAGGAAUAGGACAUUAAAAGUUACCACCAUUCUGAACCCGCCCUACAUGAUGAUUAAAAAGCAAGAUGAGAAGUCCAAAGGCAGUCAAGAGCAGUACGAAGGAUACUGCAUGGAUCUGUUGCGCGAAAUGUCCCGAAUCCUCGGCUUUCGCUACGAAUUACGACUCGUGCGAGAUGGUGCAUACGGGACUCGAAACGACAGGGACCAGUGGAAUGGUAUGGUCAGAGAACUAAUAGACAGAGAAGCAGAUCUCGCUGUUGCUGAUUUCACCAUAACGUAUGAACGGGAACAAGUCAUAGAUUUCACAAUGCCAUUCAUGAACCUAGGAAUUAGCAUUCUUUUUCGGAGACCGACUCGCAAAGUACCUAAACUGUUCUGGUUUCUCCGUCCUCUUAGUCUUGAGGUCUGGAUGUACAUGGCCGCUGCAUAUCUGGGCGUGAGCUUACUGCUUUAUGGGGUGUCAAGGUUCAGCCCAUACGAGUGGGCCCCGCCCCAUCCCUGUGAGGCUGUUUCUGUACGAGCUUGCAGGAAUUGCUUUUCCAUUCAAAACAGCCUUUGGUUUACAAUAGGUUCCUUGAUGAGACAAAGCUCUGAACUGCAACCGAGGGCAACAUCAACUCGAGUUGUUGCAGCAACUUGGUGGUUUUUUACGUUAAUUAUGAUAUCCUCGUAUACAGCAAACCUAGCAGCUUUUCUGACAGUUGAAAGGAUGAAAUCUCCUAUUGAAAGUGCCGACGACCUUGCAAAACAAACGAGAAUACAUUAUGGUUGUGUUGCAUCAGGGUCUACAAAGGCGUUUUUCAAGAAUUCUGAGAUUCCUGUUUACGAAAAGAUGUGGUCUUUUAUGGAGGGUGCAAGGCCAUCGGUUUUCACGCCAUCCAAUGCAGAAGGGGUUCAAAGGGUUCUUCAAGGAAACUACGCUUUCCUCAUGGAAUCCACUUCCAUUGAGUACGAAACACAAAGGAACUGCGAGCUCACUCAGAUUGGAGGACUUCUGGACACAAAAGGAUAUGGGUUCGCUACGCCGCAAGGGUCCCCAUACACCACGCCGUUCUCGAGUGUUAUACUACGGCUUCAAGAAGAUGGAUUUCUGCAGGACCUUAAAGACCGAUGGUGGAUUCCCAAAGGAGAACCAUGUCCUCCAGAAGAGAAGAAAGUGGGUAAAGUGACAAACGAGCUUAGCCUUGUCAACGUAGGAGGAAUAUUUCUCGUUCUUUUGGCUGGAACAGGCAGUUCUUGCGUCCUCGUAGUAAUAGAAUUUAUAACGAAGACAAGAAACAGAAGGAAAAGAAGACGGAGAUAGUAAGCACUACAAUCCUAUGUACGGAUAUCUAAAGUUUAAACUGCCG
Molecule: messenger RNA, 1998 nt
Organism: Uloborus diversus
Lineage: Eukaryota; Metazoa; Arthropoda; Arachnida; Araneae; Uloboridae
Product: glutamate receptor ionotropic, kainate 2-like
Exons: 13
Coding region: 114-1952 (612 amino acids)
Biological process (GO): synaptic transmission, glutamatergic; modulation of chemical synaptic transmission; monoatomic ion transport
Cellular component (GO): plasma membrane; postsynaptic membrane
Molecular function (GO): glutamate-gated receptor activity; transmitter-gated monoatomic ion channel activity involved in regulation of postsynaptic membrane potential
Source: RefSeq, a predicted model, not a curated record